AUGAUCAUCGCGAAGAAAACCAUUGGAACGAUCGUCAAGAAUGGUCAACUAAUCACGCUUUCCGCAGCCACACGGACUACACACUGGAUGCGUCCUGAGAUCGCUGUUGAUGCGAUGAAGGACUCCUUCGCCCAGGCCGUGGAAGGUUACACAGGAGAUUCGCCGGAGGAUACACGAGAGAUCUGUGCAAGGUUGUGGACCUUGAGCCAUUCACUUUCUGAAACUGAUCGCGAUAAUAGAGAGCCCGACCACCCCGGCCCUAGCGACUCAAGAGACCAUUUCACUGGAGUCUGCUUUAACUCGAAAGGCGAGGGAAAGAGCGUCCACUUUCCCCUUGGACUUCGUAUCGAUGGACGCCAUGUAAGAGGUCUACUGCACGUCUGGAUCGAGGCGGGCGGUAUCGUUGUCGGCACGGCGAUGCUGUCAGUAGGUUUGGGAGCUCCUGCCUGCCGUCCGCAAAAAACUGCCGUCGAAUCUUUGGUGGAACUUGCCUCCAAGAAGAACAUUUUUCUCUCCCAACUUGCCACGUCACCACUUCGAGGGGCCAUUUUCAGCAUUAAACAUGGUUCUUCGUCCAAGGGCGAUAGUUCAGACCAAAAUGAGAAGAGAAUACCGGGGCCUAUGGAUAGAAGAUUUCCACUUCGAUACACUCAAAAGCACAUAAUCUGUCCAACGCCGCGAAUCUGCAAGACCGAAUCUAUUUCCCGGUUUCAUUCCUCGCCUGUGGCGCCUCUCGUGCAAAUGGGUGACGCUCACGAUCUAUUCCGGUAUACCUCAGGCAGAUGGAUCUACAAUGAGCCCCUUCGCCUUGCGGAACGGGAACUGGUUUUCGAUGUGCCCCAGCUAAAACGCAUAGCUGCGAAAUCCAUUAACCGUUCAGAGUCCGAUGUGUUAUCUAUCAGAAAGCUCGCGGAAGGUGGUUUCAAUCGCACCUUUGAGAUCUCCAUGCGAGAUGGAUUCCAAGUCAUCGCGCGACUCCCCUAUCCAUCUACAACACCAACUCAUUACACGAUAGCAAGUGAAGUCGCAACAAUGGAUUUUGUGAGAUCACAUGGACUUCCAGUCCCGCGUGUGUUUGAUUACUCUGCCACAAAUGAGAACCCUGUCGGUGCCGAAUACAUAAUUAUGGAAAAAGUCGUUGGCAAGGAACUAGGCAACAUCUGGUAUACGAUGUCUGAAAAAGAACGACUGAAAAUGAUCGUCCAAGUUGUCAAAUUGGAGGCAUUACUUUUCUCUGUUCAACUUCCAGCAAGUGGAAGCAUAUACUAUAAGCAUGACCUUGCUGAUGAAACCAGGAACAUUGAUAUCAAAGUAGAUGGACCUUUCGGGAAAUUCUGCAUUGGCCCAGAUGCGCACUACAGGUGGUGGCAUAAAGAGCGAGCGUCGUUAUCAGUAGAAAGGGGUCCAUCACCUAAUAAUGCGCGUGAAGUCUCAUCCACCAGAGAUGUUCUACGGGCAGUUGCGAAACGAGAAUUGGCAUGGACGAAAAACCCGGCAGAUCACAUCAAGAACCUUUCAGACUACCUGCAAAUUGCGGACUUUUUGGCCCCGAAGGCUGGAAGCAAUCUGAACCGCCCAACCAUACGCCAUCCUGAUCUCCAGCCAAAUAAUAUCUUUGUUUCAGACUCCCUUGAAAUUGUCGGAUUAAUAGACUGGCAGCACUGUUCUGUACUUCCCCUUCUCCUUCAAGCAGGACCACCGAGAUACUUUCAGAACUAUGGAGAUGAGGAAUCGGAAAAUCUUGUUACCCCACAGCUUCCUCAAAAUUUUGCACAGCUCAACGAGAAAGAGCAAGAAGCUGCACUGGAACUUUUCCGUCGACGGCAGCUUCACUAUUACUACUUCGCAAUGACAGCUAAAUUUAACAAGGAGCACUUCGACGCCUGCACUGAUGAGCAGGUUGUCUUAAAACAAAAGCUCUUCCAACACGCAGGGAGUCCCUGGGAAGGAGACAACAUAUCCUUGAAAGCAGAUCUGAUCCGCGCAACUUGGCGUUGGCGAGAAAUUGCGUCCAUGGGGGAUGUGAAAUGUUAUAGCUGUCCUCUGAACUACUCUUCGGAGGAAGUUGAGAAGUGUUUAGAGCUUGAGGCAGAACAGAGAGAAGCUGAUGAAGACAUGGAAAGAUCCCGAAGUUACUUAGGGGUUACUGUUGAUGGAUGGGUCAGUACGGAAAGAUACGACAAUUCUAAAGAGCUGAAUGAAAGGCUCAAAGCCGAAGCAAUUGCCAGUGCUGAGUCGGAAGAUAUUAGGGCGCAGAUUGAAAAAAACUGGCCCUUCAAUGAUCGCGAUGAAGACGAAUGA
Molecule: messenger RNA, 2301 nt
Organism: Rasamsonia emersonii CBS 393.64
Lineage: Eukaryota; Fungi; Ascomycota; Eurotiomycetes; Eurotiales; Trichocomaceae
Exons: 9
Coding region: 1-2301 (766 amino acids)
Cellular component (GO): mitochondrion
Source: RefSeq, a predicted model, not a curated record